AUGACCCUACUCGCAGAGCUCCCUGUUGAGCUGCUCAGCGCCAUCGCGCAGGCCGUGGGCAACCAGCGUAGGCUCACCCGCCUCGCCCGCACCAGUCGCCGCCUCCAGAAAAUCUGCCUCCCCGUCCUUUAUCGCACUGUCGAGCUCGACUCCCGUAAGGGAUUAAAACGGUGGCUCCGCACAAUGCAGAUCAAGACGAAGUAUGCCCGGCUCGUCAAGUUCUUCGUACUCACGCUUCCAGGGGACAUUUUGCUCGAUGAAGCCGCUGUCUUCGCAUUGGCUACCACCCUCGCGACAUGCGGGAAACUACGCACACUUUCCGCUUCCAUUUCGUCGACGUCAUCGUUGGCAGAAAAACUUGUCGCGAUCCAAGCCGCUUUCCCCUUACUGGAGGUCCUCACGAUCCCCGACUCGUGCAGCGAUCCCCACUCACUCGCACUCCUCGCUCAGCACCCCUCCGUCCGUCAAUUCGAGAUAAUACGCCAGACCAGCGAGGACUCCUCGCUUGGGCUGCUGCCAACCACCCACAACCUCCUUUCCUUCCAAGGCCCUAUCGCUGUUCUGGGAAAUCUGAUACAUGUUCCCGCAAUGUUUGCGUCCAUGCAAGUCGUUACCUGUUGGCACACGGACAUAGUGAACUCGGAUGAUCAUCCCAUCCCAGAGCGAGCUAUCCGUUUAUUGGAAUUCUCUGUCCACGACUGGCAUCCGGUCUAUAUACAACUCUUCCAGCUCAAGAACGGAACCUUCGACGCUCGCUGGCAGGACCUCCAGGAACUCCGUAUCGUAAAAGCCCGCGAGUGCGAUCGGCCUCAUUUACGCUACCAGAAAAAGUUCAACGCGUUUCUAAAGGCCUUUCGCCCGCUCCUUGAACACCUCCCUCGCCUGGAGAUAUUGAACCUUAGCGACGAUUUCCGCGAAUGCGUGUUCCACAACCCCGCUACCCAGCUACCACACGUCGAGAACGAGAUCCUGUUCCUCCGGCACUGCGCCGGCCCGGCACUGCGGAAGUGCCGGCUGCCCGAAACCUGCAUCAGCUGGCGGCGUGCCGUAGAUCUCGGCCUGAACCCGGUGUGGCUCCCGCGCCUCCAUGCCAUCAGCACAGACGCUCUCUCGCUACUCAACUGGUUCAUCCCGAAGUGUCUCGGCAGCUGGGGCCCCGACUACGCCCGCGCAGCAUUUCACCUGCUCGGCGUGGAGGACGACACGACGGCGCGCACGAAGAUGGCACAAAUGGCGGACACUCAGUCGGGGUCCCAGCUCUGUGCCCACUUGGGACUGCUAGAAAACUUGCAGAAGCUGACCGGGGGACUUGGACUCGAUGAUGAUGACAAUGAUUUCUUGGAUGACUUGGAUGAUGCGCUGUGGAACUAG
Messenger RNA from Mycena indigotica, 1371 nucleotides. RefSeq lists its product as uncharacterized. The coding region runs from base 1 to 1371 and encodes 456 amino acids. The record is from RefSeq and is a predicted model, not a curated record. The transcript is spliced from 3 exons. NCBI's taxonomy places the organism in Eukaryota, Fungi, Basidiomycota, Agaricomycetes, Agaricales, Mycenaceae.